GCUUCAUUUCCUUUUUGUUUUCUCUCUAACAGUCGUCUUACCUGGUUAGAGAGAGAUGGAAGUGUAUCCCGAAGAACUGCGAACACCGCCGGUGGCCCUGGCGGCGCUCGUCGGAUGCCCGGAGCUUCACGCUGACGUUACAAAGCAUCUCCACUCGGAGCAGCCACCAAUUAAUACCUUAGCCUUGCCUGAUUUCUCAAAGAUCGCCGUAAUCGCCAAGGCUCAGAAAGGAGAUAGCUCUUCUUCGGAUCAAUCCUCCGGCAUUUUGAAGAGAGAUUGGCUCCAAAAGCAUCGCACUCAUAUUCCGGCAGUUGUCGCCGCAUUCUUCACCUCAGAUCAAGUCUCUGGCGAUCCCACUCAGUGGCUACAGGUCUGCACCGAUCUCGACAGCCUCAAAGCCGUGCUUCGUGAAAGAAAUAUAAAGUUGGUUAUUGUUGUGGUUGUGUCCUCUACUUCCAACGCUGACCUAAGUGAAGAUCACAUGACUGCCUUAAAAAAGCGUGCAGAGAUAGACUCCAAACACAUUAUUAUUUUUGCCCUGAACAAUAAUUUGGAAAUGAAAGAAUCACUCAACAGGCUAGGGAGCAUAUUUGCAGAAUUAGCCAAUACUUAUUACAGGGAUGAAGGAAGAAAGGUUAAGACACGUCUCGAAAGGAAGAGUCUAAGUUCGGUAGAGCUAAGUAUUCGCUAUUGCUUUAAGGUUGCAGUGUACGCAGAGUUCAGGAGAGACUGGCCUGAAGCAUUGAGAAUGUAUGAGGAUGCCUAUCAAACACUGCGAGAGAUGAUUGGAACAACAACCAAAUCACCUGCAAUUCAGUGGCUGAUUGAGAUAAAAACAGUCGCAGAGCAAUUGCAUUUUAAGGUAUCAACCUUGUUGCUGCAUGGUGGGAAACUUACAGAAGCUAUUACAUGGUUCCGUCAGCAUCAUGCUUCCUAUAAGAAGCUUGUGGGAGCUCCUGAAGUUAGUUUUCUUCAUUGGGAAUGGUUGAGCAGACAGUUCUUGGUCUUUGCAGAGUUACUAGAGACAAGCUUGUCUUACACCCAAAGCAUUUCAUCUCCUGUUCCAGGCACAAAGGAUAGAUUGACUGAGUUGGAAUACCGUUCAUCUUAUUACUAUCAAUUAGCUGCUCACUACCUGAAAGAGAAGAAGUCUUGUUCGGAAAUCGCUCUCUCUAUGAUGGAGACAACCAACAAAAGUGACAAUGAUGUAGAUUCUAUCGUACCUUCUAUAUACAUUGGUCAAUAUGCUCGGGUAACUGAAGAAGGAGAGACAUGCAGUGUAAAAAGGGUUACGGAUGAAGACUAUGUCCGUUAUGCUCUAGUUGAAGAGAAGAGAUCCCAGGACUUCUCUCUGAUUGUUGUACUUCUUAAAAGAUGCUUUGAAGCAUAUAAUGACUUAAAAGCCCCCAGAAUGGCCUCUUAUUGUGGAUUUGAGAUGGCCAGAGAAUAUGCCGCUACAGGUGAGUUUCAAAGUGCAAAAGAACUUCUUGAUAGUGUUGCCAGUCUUUACAGAAAAGAAGGCUGGGUUAUUCUAUUAUGGGAUGUUUUGGGUUAUCUGCGGGAGUGCUCGAUGAAAUUGGGAUCGGCAAAAGAUUUUGUGGAGUACUCACUCGAAAUGGCUGCUUUGCCCGUUUCAUCCUCUAGUGGAGUCCAACCGUUGAGUUUUAAUAGUUGUGUUUUUGCUGGCCCUCCAAGUCUUUCACAAAGAGAGAUGAUUCAAAAGGAAGUAUUUAAACUUGUUAGAGGAGAAUCGGGUGAAGACAAUAACUGCCUUAAAAUUACUGACACUCAACCACUUCACCUUGUGAUUGAUCUGGUCAGUCCCCUUAGGGCGGUACUUCUUGCAUCAGUCGCUUUCCACGAACAGCUAGUCAAACCUGGCGCACCUACUCCUAUGACAAUUUCACUAUUGUCUCAAUUGCCACUUACCAUGGAGAUUGAUCAAUUGGAUAUUCAAUUUAAUCAAGUGGCCUGUAAUUUUUCUGUCAUAAAUGGUCAGAGAUCUAAACAUCCGAUAUUGGAGAGUCAUCCUAAUCUCAGAAUUGAGACUGCUCCUAGUUUGACACUUUCAACAAACAAAUGGCUUCGGUUGACCUAUGAUAUCACAUCUGAGCUUGGUGGCAAACUAGAGUGUGUGUCCAUAAUUGCAAGGAAUGGACCUAAUUUCACAAUAUGUUGCAUAGCCGAAAGCCCAGCAUCAAUGAGCGAAUUACCCCUUUGGAAAUUCGAAGAUCGAGUCGAAAGUUCUCCAAUAAAGGACCCUUCCGUUUCUUUCUCCGGUCAAAAAGCAAUUCAGGUUGAAGAACCCGAUCCACUCGUGGAUCUCAAACUAGGUGUUUCCGGGCCUGCAUUAGUUGGAGAACGUUUCAUCAUCCCUGUAACUAUCUCAUCCAAAGGCCAUCCAGUUUUCUCUGGCGAGCUCAAGAUUAAUUUAGUCGAUGUAAGAGGCGGCGGGUUGUUCAGUCCGAGAGAUGUCGAACCGUCUUCUAUGGACAAUCUUCAUGUCGAGCUACUCGGUGUAUCCGGAUUAUUUGAAAACGAGGAUAAUAAUAAAUCGGACGAUAACAUUGAGAAAAUUCAGCCCACGUUUGGAUUAAUCUCCGUCCCGGUUUUGAAAGAAGGAGAGUCGUGGACAUGCAAACUCGAAAUUAGAUGGCGUCGGCCCAAGCCGAUCAUGUUGUACGUCUCGCUUGGAUAUUCGCCUCUCGGAAGUGAUAAUAAUAACAACAAGGUUCAUGUUCAUCGGAAUCUUGAGAUUGAAGGAAAGAACCCGGUUUUAAUUAGUCAUCGGUUCAUGCUUCCUUUCCGAAAAGACCCUUUACUUCUAUCAACCAUAAAAUCAAACCCUGAUCAAAUUCCGCCUCCUACAUUGCCUUUGAAUGAAACGAGCAUACUUGUUAUAACCGCCAAAAAUGUAACCGAGGUCCCGCUUCGUUUGCUAUCCAUGUCAAUCAAACGAGACGACAACGAAAUCAAAAACGACAGCAACGUUUCAGGUUUUACCCUUUUACAAGGAGACGAGUUCAAAAAGAUAUUCACCGUCAUUCCCGAACAUAACCAACCGAAACUCAAAACGGGCACUUUACAUCUGUCAUGGAAAAGAGAUGCAACAACAGCCGGUGAGGAAGUCGUGCUAACUGAACAUAAGCUUCCGGAAGUUGACAUAGAGUUACCUCCGAUAGUUGUGCAACUGGAAUGUCCUCCUCAUGCAAUCCUCGGGAAUCAUUUUACAUAUUUCAUCAAAAUCAAGAACCAAACGCAAUUGCUUCAAGAGAUUAAGUAUUCGUUGGCUGAUUCACAGAGUUUUGUUUUGUCGGGUACUCAUAACGAUAUUCUAUAUGUGUUGCCGAAAUCUGAGCAUACUCUUAGUUAUAAGCUUGUACCCUUAGUUCCUGGCUUUCAACAGUUGCCGAGAUUUACUGCAACGUCGUUGAGAUACUCUGCAGGAUUCCAAUCGUCGAAUACUGCAACGUCGGUUUUCGUUUUUCCAUCUGUCCCGCAUUUUCUGAAAGAGAAGGAAGGGAAGCUGGGGCUGAUUGAAGAACAUUGAUCAUAUUGGAUUGUUGGUGAGUGUAUUAAUUUUAUUUUAUUUUUCAGCCAAAGCUCUUUAUUAUGAUUAUCUAUGUAAGAUUGUAAGUUCAAUUUUUUGUCACUUUUGGGACUGAUAAUAAAAUGUGCCUUUUAACUAAGAUCCUUAUUUAAGGUACC
Impatiens glandulifera is the source of this 3708-nucleotide messenger RNA. RefSeq names its product trafficking protein particle complex subunit 11. Bases 56 to 3550 code for a protein of 1164 amino acids. The transcript has 9 exons. Lineage: Eukaryota; Viridiplantae; Streptophyta; Magnoliopsida; Ericales; Balsaminaceae. The record is from RefSeq and is a predicted model, not a curated record.